Colias croceus (clouded yellow) is the source of this 1128-nucleotide messenger RNA. RefSeq names its product transmembrane protein 256 homolog. Bases 118 to 609 code for a protein of 163 amino acids. The record is from RefSeq and is a predicted model, not a curated record. Lineage: Eukaryota; Metazoa; Arthropoda; Insecta; Lepidoptera; Pieridae. The transcript is spliced from 3 exons.
UUUUAAAUUGUCAUUCGAAGGCUCUGGACUUUGGAGACUCAAGGUACCUAUUAUUGAUUUUUUUAUAAAUCAAGUUGUUCAAUAUUCUUGUCUUAUUUGUACUGGGACGAUAAAGGUAUGGUUAACUUCGUCGAUACCUUAAUGGUAAAUACGGUGACGGAGGGUGCAAUGAAUGUUUUACGCAGUAUCGGAGUUUUUAAAACUAAGACAAUAGAAAAGGCACCUCCUCCCAUAAUUAUAAAAAUGCCUCUUUGGGAAUUAGCGCAACAAGCAGGACCUUUUGUAAGGCUUGCAGGAUUAAGUGGUGCAGUCGCCGUGGUUUUAGGGGCUAUGGGAGCACACCGCACUUUUCCAGAAACUGAAUCUAAGGAAGACUUGAAGAAAAUCUUUGAAACUGCUAAUAGAUUCCACUUUCUGCACACAUUAGCUUUAAUGACGGUGCCCUUAUGCCGACGACCUUAUAUCGCUGGUUCUUUCUUCAUCACUGGAAUGGGCCUGUUCUGUGGGACAUGUUAUUACCAUGCCUUCACAGGAGAGAGGGCUCUACGAAGACUUACACCAAUUGGAGGAUCUUGUCUAAUUCUUGGAUGGCUCGCCAUGGUACUAUAAUGUGUCCCUUUUUGUAAAUUCUAUGCAAUUUAGUGUUAGUUUAACAAUUUCAUCAAGUUCAUGUUAAGAUAGACCUGUCAUUCCAAUUUAUAGUUUGUUUACAGUUAAGUGAAAGUUGUAGAACUUAUAUUACUUACUAUUUGUGUUUAGUUUGUGAACUAGUGGUUGUGCAUAAAGUGUAUAUCAUUGAGAAUAUUGUCUUCUUCUUUAUUGAAAGGGCUACUUGAACUAAGUAACUUUCUUAGAAUCAUCACAUAGAAAAUUAAAGUUCUGGUGUUACAUAGUGGUGUACAAAAUGUAUUUCAUUUUGUUUAAAUAAAUAAUACAAAAAUUACUUUGCGUUUAGCACAUUCUGAAUAUAAUUUGAAAAAUAUUUAGCAUCUUGAAAUAUAGGUGUAUGUGUAGAAUUACACUUUAUAUUAAAGAAAGUGUUUAUUAUGGUGAUAGUGUUGAAAAUUAUUUUAUUUAUCAGUGACAACAAUGUAAAUAUCCUUUCAUUAAAUUAAAUUAUUUCUGUUA